GUCUGUUUGUAGGUUGAUAAGUUUGGCAUUCAUGGCGGCUUUGAAAGGAUACAUAAUUAUAAUGACAAUACCUUUUUUCACCAGCUUGGAGAGGAGAGUGAUAAUGAGAUCCUUUGGUGCAGAGCUUGUCCUCACUGAUCCAGCCAAAGAAAUGGGUGGAACCGUUAAGAAAGCUUAUGACCUCCUUGAGAAUACUCCUUAUGCUCAUAUGCUGCAACAGUUUGCUAAUCCAGCAAACACUCAGAUUCAUUAUGAUACUACUGGUCCUAAGAUUUGGGAAGAUACGCUUGAGAAUGUCGAUAUCUUCGUGAUGGGAAUUGGCAAUGGAGGCACAAUCUCUGGUGUUGGCCAAUACCUUAAAUCUAAAAACCCUAAUAUCAAGAUCUAUGGAGUUGAGCCUGCUAAAAGUAACAUACUCAACCGUGGCAAACCAGAUAAUAUUGAUAUAGGUGUUGUUUUAAUGCCUGAUGAAGCAGAUACUCUCUCUCAUUUUCAUGUAUCGAAGGAGGAAACGGAUAAGCUUGUUUCGGAGGUGAUUAGAAUCGUACUCUUCAAGUCGCAUCAAAACUCAGGAUGCUCAAUUAAACGUGAAGAUUUGACUCAGAUUGUUACUAAGAACUAUCGUCAGCGUAAUCUCGCGACCUACGUCAUCAACGAAGCCAAGAGAAAGCUCUCGAACGUGUUUUGUUACGAUUUGAAACAGAUUCAGCGCUCUAGGCCUCCUUCUACUGGUCAAACAAGGCUUCCUCAGUCACAGAGUAAGACAGUGGCUCUUUUGAUCAAACUCUUUAUGGAGAAGAUAUUCAAGCCUGCACCGUUCCCUUUGGAGUUGGAUUUGCGUAAUUACAUAAGCAGUAAAGAAAAUCCUGAGUAUGGUGAAACUUCAUUGCACAUGGCAGCCAAGAACGGUCGUAAUGAAGCUGCAAAGCUACUCCUUCACCGUGGUGCUUUCAUCGAAGCGAAAGCGAGCGUGACCUUCGUGAUACAAUUGGUUUGCUCGCUGGCUCCACCAUUAUGCUUCUCACUGUAAUCUGGGGAACUUGCACUGUCGUUGGUAAAUGUGACCUUCGUGAUACAAUUGCUGUAAACAACCAAGACACUAAACGCUUCAGUCUCAAAGGCGAGAAGACAAAAGCUGAAGCACCAUCUCUGAAUAAGAAUGUGCAGAAGCUUUCCAUGAGAAACAAAGGAGUCUAACGGAUGAUGGUCUAACGGAUGUAUGCAGCAGCUUCCCUAUAUUUGCGAAGGACCUUCAAUCAAUCUCAUAACCAAUUUUAAUAAUUUAAGUUUUAUUGACUGAUUUAUUCUUCAUAUAGAAAACGAAUAAGCUCAUGAUACAAUGUAAAUGAUUUAUUGACUGAAUUGUUCUUCAUAUAGAAAACGAAUAAGC
This is a messenger RNA of Thlaspi arvense, 1390 nucleotides long. The record is from the annotation of a GenBank genome assembly. NCBI's taxonomy places the organism in Eukaryota, Viridiplantae, Streptophyta, Magnoliopsida, Brassicales, Brassicaceae.